This is a messenger RNA of Eublepharis macularius, 3971 nucleotides long. RefSeq names its product HCK proto-oncogene, Src family tyrosine kinase (gene HCK). Gene Ontology annotation, biological process: cell surface receptor protein tyrosine kinase signaling pathway; innate immune response; protein phosphorylation. The coding region runs from base 172 to 1698 and encodes 508 amino acids. Gene Ontology annotation, cellular component: extrinsic component of cytoplasmic side of plasma membrane. Lineage: Eukaryota; Metazoa; Chordata; Lepidosauria; Squamata; Eublepharidae. The record is from RefSeq and is a predicted model, not a curated record. Gene Ontology annotation, molecular function: ATP binding; non-membrane spanning protein tyrosine kinase activity; signaling receptor binding. The transcript is spliced from 14 exons.
CUUGCGCGGCUGGCCGGGGGCGGACGGGGCGGAGACCUUCCAGGCGCCCCGCGAUGCGCCGGAGCCUCGGCUCGACGGGGCGGGCAGCGCGGCGGAACAGCUAGAAGCAGCUGGGAACCAACACUUGACUUGUGGCUCCUAGAGAAGGAACUCAGCAGAUCAGCGAGAAGGAUGGGCUGUGUGAAAUCCAAGGAAUUCAGCCUGCCUAGCAAGGUCUGGAGAGCCAAUUCCGGCUCCAGCCUCCAGACUCAUUAUGUGAAAGAUCCCACGUCUGGGAAAAAAGAAGUCAAGGUGAAGGGCAGCAAAGCAUCCAGCAUGCCGCAACCACAGGAAAUGGAUGGUUCGGAGGACUUCAUCGUCCUAGCCCUUUAUGACUACGACGCCAUCCACAAGGAGGACCUGAGCUUUCAGAAGGGAGAGCAUCUCAAAGUCCUUGAGGAGUCAGGCGAAUGGUGGAGAGCAAAGUCCCUGUCAACAGGAAGAGAAGGCUACAUCCCCAGCAACUACGUCGCCCGAGUGAACUCUUUGGAGACUGAGGAGUGGUUCUUCAGAGGUGUCAGCCGGAAAGACGCUGAGCGACAACUGCUAGCUCCUGGGAAUGCAAUCGGCUCCUUCAUGAUCCGAGACAGUGAGACGAGCAAAGGUAGCUACUCUCUAUCCGUGAGAGAUUUUGACAACCAAAAUAAGGUGGACAUCGUAAAACAUUACAAGAUCCGGACAAUGGAUAAUGGCGGCUUCUACAUCUCCCCUCGCAAUAGCUUCGACACCCUUCAGGAACUGGUCAGCCAUUAUAAGGGACAGAGCGACGGGCUCUGCCAAAAACUGUCUUACCCGUGUCUCGCGCCCAAACCUCAGAAACCUUGGGAGAAAGAUGCCUGGGAAAUCCCCCGCGACUCCUUGAAGCUUGAGAAGAAGCUCGGAGCUGGGCAGUUUGGAGAAGUGUGGCUGGCCGUCUACAACAAGCAUACAAAAGUGGCUGUGAAAACCAUGAAGCCGGGGAGCAUGUCUGUAGAAGCCUUCCUGGAAGAGGCCAACAUCAUGAAGACCCUGCAGCACGACAAGCUGGUCAAACUGAACGCUGUUGUGACCAAGGAGGAGCCCAUUUACAUCAUUACUGAAUUCAUGGAGAAAGGCAGCUUGCUGGAUUUUCUGAAAAGCGACGAAGGACACAGUCAGCCACUCCCAAAGCUGAUAGACUUCUCUGCCCAGAUAGCAGAAGGCAUGGCUUUUAUCGAGCAGAGAAACUAUAUCCACCGGGAUCUGAGAGCGGCCAACAUCCUGGUGUCAGGAAUGCUGGUUUGCAAGAUUGCCGAUUUCGGCUUGGCCAGAGUGAUUGAAGAUAAUGAAUACACAGCCCGGGAAGGUGCCAAGUUUCCCAUCAAAUGGACUGCACCCGAAGCCAUCAACUAUGGCUGUUUCUCUAUAAAAUCUGACGUCUGGUCCUUUGGGAUCCUUCUAAUGGAGAUCAUCACGUAUGGACGGACCCCGUAUCCAGGGAUGUCGACACAGGAAGUGAUGCGUGCCAUCGAACGUGGCUAUCGAAUGCCACGCACGGAGAAUUGCCCAGAGGAGCUCUAUGAAAUUAUGACACGGUGCUGGAAGAGCAAGCCGGAGGACCGCCCAACGUUUGAGUACAACCAGAGCAUCCUAGAAGAUUUCUUCACUGCCACAGAAAGUCAAUACCAACAACAGCCUUAGAAUGACAGGAAGCCAAACGAUGCCAUCAAAAGCCAAUUGGGCGGCUUCACGAUCCGUUGGUGGCUUGGACAAAAGUAGUUCUGUCUCAUUCGCUUCCUUGGGGCAUCUUGCCAACCACAGCUGAGGACAGCACUGUGCGAGUGAUGAACUCUUCACCCAGAGCAAUCUCUCGUCUGUUGUCUGCUUGUAUGUCCUGGCCAAACUGCAGUCAGCAGAUCUCAUUCCAAAUGGAACGCUGCGUACAUUUACUUUUUGUCUUAAGAUUUAGUUGGAAAGCCACAGUCUUUUAAACCCAAGAGUGUCUUAAAUUUGUAGUUGGUAUGAUGAGAUUUUUGGAUACGUGUGUGUGUACGAUGGUUGUAUUUAAAACACUGAUCAAGCAGCACACAACAGAAGGAUGCUAGGUGCUAUGCACAGCUUACAAAACCCCAAGUUGAUUCACUUUUUAGGAGAAAUGUGUUCACAUAUACUAAGUUAGGAGACCACACAGUCCUGUGCCUGUACAGCCAGAAGCUUGUCCCACAAAAUUCAGCACAGCUUACUCCCAGGAAAGUGUGCACAGGAUUGUACAUAGUGACACGGAAAUCUAAACUAUUAUAAUCUAUUUACCUGUAGCUUAUAAUUUGAUUCAAAUAGAAAUGCCUGCCAGCAGUAGUCAAAAGAUCUACUGUCUCGUCUUGGUUUUUACUUGGAAUCCCUGGCGGGGAGGUCUAAUUUGAACCACAAAAUGUGCCUCGCAACCAAGCUGCUAAUUUUGCAUAAAGUGAAAUUAAAUAACACUCCAACAAAAAUCCAUUUUAAAAUGUGGUUGCAGUGAUAGCGCAUGGUAUGUAUGUUUGUGGCUGUCCAACCCCUGCUGCAGGCCAGGAAGAAGGCGCACACAGUUCGGUGUAGCGGAGCCAGUUUGUUGUAGUGGUUAAGAGCGGCAGGACUCUAAUCCAGAGAACUGGGUCUGAUUCCCCACUCCUCCAUUUGAAGCCAGCUGGGUGGCCUUGGUUGGGUCAGUCACAGCUCUCUCAGAGCUCUCUCAGUUCCACCUCCUCACAGGGUGAUUGCCAUGAGGAUAAUAACAACACACUUUGUAAACUGCUCUGAGUGGGCAUUAAGUUGUCCUGAAGGGCAGUAUAUAAAUCGAAUAUUGUUAUCAUUAUUAUUUCCUCUCUUUACAUGCCAUGAUGCAAUUAAAGAGGGAGGUGUUUACCAGCAUUCUUAAUUUCUGUAGGCAGCCAAAGAACAGAUGGCAAGUUGACAGGCAGUUCUGGUGUGUAUAUAAAGAGCUUGAGAAGCUGUUGGCCUCAAAUCAGUUGCUUUUUGCUACAUCUUUUCUAGCAACAUCCUUUCAGCCCCACCUAAAAGCAGCAAUUCCUGCUUUAAAAAAACAACUCUGAGUUUCUCUUGGCUGAGGGCUGUUCUAACAAAGAGGAGCGCCAGUUUGGUGUAGUGGUUAAGAGCAGCAGGACUCUAAUCUGGAGAGCCAGGUUUGAUUCCCCCCCUCCACUAAAAGCCAGCUGAGUGACCUUGGGUCAGUCACAGCUUCUCAGAGCUCUCUCAGCCCACCCACCUCACAGGGUGAUUGUCGUGAGGAUAGUAAUAAUAAACUUUGUAAACUGCUCUGAUUGGGCAUUAAGUUGUCCUGAAGGGCAGUGUAUAUAUCAAAUGUUAUUAUUAAAAAGAAAAGGUUUUGCAUAGCUACUGUAAUUGCCAUGUGGAAUGCAGCUGCCUAAAUAUCACUUGCAGGAACCCCGUAGGCCUUUCAAAUAGAGAUGAACAACAGGGAUCUCUCCAUUCUAAAGACUGCUUUAAGUGUACAUUUUUAAUUAUCUAUUUUUAAAAAAAAUCACGUUCACCACCCUAUUGCAGAAGCAACAUUAUUAGUCUUUCCUGCUUUGCCAUUUUGCCAACUUUAGUUUUUAAAUCAAACUUUAUAGUUAAACCCAAGUUGGAGGUUAGGGUGAGGGCUUGGCUCUUUUUAACCACCAUCUUCUUGUGAUGUUUGGUGUAUUCUCCACAAACUGCUUUCCUAGCAGGUGAAGUUUUGUCUCCAGCCUUGAAGGGCUUUCAUGUUUAAUGCAGGUUAAAGCCAAGGAAAAGUUUUCCAUCGAUUAACUGAAAUGCUCUUGUAGGCACUUCUCUCCCUCUCUGUACUCAGGACUGUACCUAAAUUUACAACUCUGCAAAAAACAGGCGGUAUAGAAAGAAAUCAAAUGUUAUCUAUGUUGUGUAUUUGGAUUCAUUUUGAUGUAAACAGUUUGGGUUUAUUUCUCAUGAUAAAA